AAUAGUAUCAAAUAAUUGUUUUAACCAUUUACUGACUAGUCUUGAGAGUAGUACGUAAUAUCUACAAGCAAUGCCGUUGUUAAAAGUUCGGGAACCUGCUCUUAAUCAACUUUUGGAAUAUGCCCAAAGAACAAAUAAGCCAACUGGUUCAGCCACGACAACUAGCGGAAACCCUAUUGUCGAAAAAGACGCUUCUCUUACAGCAGGCCCGAGAGGGGUAAUUCUGUUUCAGAAUUAUGACAUGGUCGAUGAAUUAGCCCACUUCGAUAGAGAACGUAUUCCCGAAAGAGUCGUCCAUGCUAAAGGAGCUGGAGCUUUCGGCUACUUCGUUGUUACCAACGACAUAACCCAGUACACUGCAGCAUCUGUUUUUUCUGCGAUUAACAAAAGAACGUCUAUUGCCAUAAGAUUUUCAGCGGUAGCCGGAGAAAUGGGAUAUGCCGACAGCGUUAGAGACGUCAGGGGGUUUGCAAUUAAAUUUUAUACCGAGGAUGGCAUUUGGGAUCUCGUUGGCAAUAAUACGCCUCUUUUCUUCGUAAAAGAUCCUGUCAACUUCAUGAGCUUCAUCCACGUGUUAAAGAGGAAUCCUGUAACGCAUUUGAGAGAUCCAGAACAGUUCUGGGACUAUCUGACCCUGCGUCCAGAAUCACUACACCAAACCAUGAUCGUCUACACCGAUAGGGGAAUACCAGAUGGUUAUCGACACAUGCACGGCUAUGGUGCAGACACAUUCUCCUUGUUAAACGAUCAGGGUGUUCUGGUUUACUGUAAAUUUCAUCAUUUCACGGAUCAAGGUAUCAAAAAUUUAGAUCCUCAGGACGCAAUUAGGAUAGCAGGUGAGGAUCCUGACUACUUCACGCGGGAUUUGUAUAACAGCAUUGCCGCCGGGAAUUACCCCUCUUGGAGAAUGUUCAUCCAGGUUAUGACCCAAAAACAAGCUUUAGAGAGUCCUUUCGAUCCUUUUGACGUUAGCAAAAUUUGGCCCCACGCCGACUAUCCUUUGAUUCCUGUUGGAAAAUUCGAGUUAACCAGAAAUCCUGACAACUACUUUGCCGAUAUAGAGCAGUUGGCGUUUGAUCCUGCUCAUUUAAUCCCUGGAAUCGAGCCAUCUUCAGACAGAUUUAUUCAGGGGCGACUGUUUGCUUAUGGGGACACCCAGAGGUACCGUUUGGGGACUAACUACAAUCAAAUUCCCGUCAACAACAAUGUUCGAGUACGAAAUUUCAGCAGAGACGGGAAGUUUACACUCCAUAGCCAAAACGGUGCCCCCAUUUAUCAUCCCAACAGUUUUGGGGGACCGGAGCCGGAUCCUAGAGCUAAAGCGCUGUCCCCAGAAUUCCCGAUUGUUGGUAAUGCUGUACGGUACGAUAAUGGUAAUGAUGAUCCCUAUUCACAACCCAGGGUACUUUGGGUACGAGUUUUGGAUCAAGGGGAAAAAGAGAGAAUGGUAGAAAACAUUGUACUCGGAAAUGGACUUAUGGCACUAAGAGAUGCUUCCGAUUUCAUUCAGAACAGAGCCAUCGUUAAUUUUACAAACGUUCAUCCCGAUUUUGGUAGAAUGGUACGGGAUAAAUUGAGCGCUCAACUUCAAUUCACUGCUCAGCUAUAGUUCGAUGUGUAGUGCAAGGGAGAGUAUUGGAAACAAAAAAGAAAUUCUUAACUUUACUUAUCUAAUACCUUGGUGAUAUGUUACUUUAUCUAUCUAAUAAUGUCAAAAAAAAAUUAAUAGACGUAGAUGCUACGUAUUAGAAAUAAAUAAAUGUGGGUAUUUUGGUGUAUUAAUAAAUUCGUUUGCUUUUUAA
Messenger RNA from Agrilus planipennis (emerald ash borer), 1802 nucleotides. Its product is annotated as catalase-like. Lineage: Eukaryota; Metazoa; Arthropoda; Insecta; Coleoptera; Buprestidae. The transcript has 2 exons. The coding region runs from base 71 to 1609 and encodes 512 amino acids. The record is from RefSeq and is a predicted model, not a curated record. Gene Ontology annotation, cellular component: mitochondrion; peroxisome; cytoplasm. Gene Ontology annotation, molecular function: catalase activity; heme binding. Gene Ontology annotation, biological process: response to hydrogen peroxide; hydrogen peroxide catabolic process.